Messenger RNA from Ustilaginoidea virens, 1506 nucleotides. RefSeq lists its product as uncharacterized. Gene Ontology annotation, molecular function: GTPase regulator activity. The coding region runs from base 1 to 1506 and encodes 501 amino acids. The record is from RefSeq and is a predicted model, not a curated record. The transcript has 3 exons. NCBI's taxonomy places the organism in Eukaryota, Fungi, Ascomycota, Sordariomycetes, Hypocreales, Clavicipitaceae. Gene Ontology annotation, cellular component: nucleus; cytoplasm.
AUGGACCAGUUUUUGUCCUUUAUUGGUGUCCAAGCCGUGAAAUAUGCUAUCAGAUCAGGUAUUGUCCUGACUUCCAACUACGCCUUGAACCAAUGUUCACGACUUAUUUCCACCCUUGAUGACCGAGACCUUGAAGGAGAGCUGAAGGAAUAUCGGGGCCUCCUUGAAAGUCAUCUUAAGGUCAAAACUCUUGGACGGGUUUUCGAGGACGUGGCACUAGUUGCCGAAAGCGUCAACAGUGGUGGAAAGGACAAUCAGAAAAAGUCGGAAAGUAAGGAUGCCGAGCAUGGCAUACGACAUGUCAUUGAAGAAACCAAGUCACUUCUAGACCGCAUCGUGCGGGACCUUCCACUUCUGCAGCUCGCCAUCACUGCUUCGGGGGAAUCUUUAUCGACAUCUAUUCCCUCCACAAUAUCUCCGUCAAGAUUGCUUCAGGCCAGUACAUUCAUUGCAAUGGGAGAUUGGGAAUACGCGCAGUGCCCUAGGACAGUACAAAUCGGCCCUGCCUUUAGCCUUUCUCUGUACAUGCUUUUUAUCGCCCACGCUCCCGUUGGAAGUAUAAAAGGCUCGAAUCCUUGUCGAGCAGACGCCUACGGUCUUGGCGAAAACGACAGAAAGCCGAUAUGGCAGGAGGUCAUCCACAAAGCUUACGUGCGCCUCUAUCGAUACACAACCACAGAAGAUGGAGAUCAAAUGUGUAGUUGCAAGACAGGGGUCACCUCCCCGUGUAUAUGCGAGCGGAAGGGGUAUCGCUACAAGCUGGAAAUCCAGGAAGAUCUCAAUGACGGUCGAUUGCAUUGCGACAAUGAUGAAACUAAUCCGAGUGCUGGUGAUAAUCUUUCUCAAUGCGAAUGCAUUCGUGUCGCGGAAAUCUGCAAACUGUUCUACACGGACAAGGCGAAACUUCUCAAUAUCGGAGAUGCCAGUGGGGAGGAUGUGCGCCCUAUUUUGCUUCUCAAAAGGGAUGUGGAACGCAGUCAGCAAACUACUCUUGGAGAGGAUUCCGUCGACAGCUUCGCUGGUUAUAAAACAGAGGGCCGAAGACGGAAUAAACCUUCAGAAGACUACGAUCUCAAUGAUAGACAUGUACCACAAAGCUUCCUAUCCACUUCUGCGAGCCAUGAUACGAAGAAGCUCAGAUUUCUGUCUGACUUGCCGAAGCACCUUGAUCCCGAAUGGCUUGCCUUUGAGAUGUUUGCGGAAGCUAGUGACGUUGACAGUGCGGUUGGCGGAGAGGACAAUGGUGAAGAUGAAAACCUUGAGAAUUCCGAGCACGUGGAUACCUCGCGAUUCAAAAACAUAGUCGGUGGCAUAGACCGUUCCGAGGAUGCUUCAGACCAUGCUUCGACGCUGGACAGUAUCAUUUCAUCAAAAAUGGGGCUUGUAUCGGUGAACUCGAGCACUCAUAACGGCCAAUCCGCAGAGAAUGAGGCCAUGUUGUCAGGCUUGCAGGGCUUCAAGAAUAUCAGCAAAGACCUCACCUUUCUAUACCAGAUCAUAUUCUGA